CAAAAGCCACUUCAUCUUAUUAUUUUAUUGAAACAAACGUUGUGACGUUCCCUAUCCUGAUGGUUCCUUCCAUCUUCCGUGAAUCUCCAACUAUAAAUCGCAUUCGCCGGGGGAUCGAGCAUGCCUAUCCAUUCCGUCCACCCGUCGAUUGAUCCGCCGGAGUCGGUUCAUAUUAUUUUUCUCGAAGAUCAUCGUCAAUGGAGUCCCGGGCCAUUAGUCCCAGUAAGACAGCGCUGCCGCACGCGUAUGCGCUGCUGGCCCCGUCCGAGGCCAUGGAGGAGCGCCGGAGCGGGGCCGGGGCGAGGUGCGCCCGUGCAUGGUGGUGCUGGUGGAGUGGUGGUGGGCGGCGAUGUGGUGGAGGACAUGUCGUGGCUGGCAGAGACGGCGGGGUGUCUAGGCAGGGAAGCCGGCGUGUCGGAGAAGACCUGCAGGGCGGUGGAUGAGAUGGGGUUCCUCGCCGCCGGCGCUGACGCUGACGGGAUCCCCUGGAGCAAAGCCAUGCUCCAGUGGCAACACACCGGCUUCCAUUUCCAGCCCGAGAAAAACUGGAUGAAUGGUGCACAUAAGUGAGGCCAGGACAAGGAUCUAGGCGGCGGUGGACUGGAUAUUUUCUAUCUGUUAAUAGCGUCUCUCUCUCCACAUAAAUUUCUGUCUCCUCUCUGUUAACUUUCUCUCUGUUAGUUCUCCAUGAAAAAUCAAUAGAUUGUGAAUCCCAGACUCUGAAUGCAUGCGACCGGUCCAGUGGGCAUGUGCGACUUUAUCCUACAGCUUCGUCC
Messenger RNA from Triticum aestivum (bread wheat), 776 nucleotides. RefSeq lists its product as uncharacterized. Bases 121 to 570 code for a protein of 149 amino acids. The transcript is spliced from 2 exons. The record is from RefSeq and is a predicted model, not a curated record. NCBI's taxonomy places the organism in Eukaryota, Viridiplantae, Streptophyta, Magnoliopsida, Poales, Poaceae.